AUGGAUCCAACAGAUGAUGAUGAUGAUGAUGCAACACAGUCAACUUCGACUUCGAAAAGAACAAGGCUGACAUGGGACCAGAUCAAAGGCAACAUGGACACGAUCCAUCGUAGUUUUCUGAUCCAGCGAAUUCAUCAGCUGGAAGCCAAAUGUGCAAAGCAAGAAAUAGAUCUCAAGGCAGCGAAAAAGAAACAGCGAACAACUGUAGCUGAAAACAAGAAGCUCGAGAAGCAACUGCAAUUGCAGAUUCAGAAAGCCGGAGACCAGACUGACGAGCAGAUCCUGUGCGUUGAGAAAACCACCAAAGCCGGUAAGCAAGGGAAGAGGUUCAGUUCAAAAGGAUACGUAGCACUUGGAAUCCGCAAAAGCUUGUCGGUCACGUCAGCGGUGGGAUUUCCGUUGGCUGCACUUGUGGAUGUAUCACGGCAGACAGUGACACGAAGCGAAAAAACUGUUUGGGCAAUGCUGACAACCCGAUCGGCUGCUUUUCAUGUCGCUAUGCGACGGAAUCUGCGUAUGGUGGCGGAGUGGUUCAACUCGUGGAAUGAGUCCACCAAUGAGUCCAGCAACACCGACCCUCCCGAUAACACGCAGGUGGCGGCCUUUGCUGUUGCCGCUUCCGAGGAGUGUAUUUCGCAUGAGGUUCUGGUGGAGCGUGAUCUCGGGUUGAACCCAGACCCAGACGGGGAUAGAAGUGGGAUAUCAGGUGCAGAGGAAUAUUUCCUUCAUGCUGCUACUCCCGAUUACGUCGUGAGAACAUUCCUUGCAACCUUCGCCACGGGGGAGUACAAUGCCUACUUGGAACGAAACGCUCAACGUCAAGACCAGUCGGCGCUGGAACACGAUGUGGACGAACUGGGCCUGGAAGAGGCAGCUGAAUACCGAUCAAAGGUAACCAAGUGGAUCAAAGGCUCAUUGCUUUGCUUGCAAGAUACGCUGUUUUGGUUCCUCUUGCAAGUAUCCUUCAUGUCGCGGUCACCCUUCCGCCAUAUGUUUGCUAUCCUGAGCAAGUACAGUGGCCAUGCGUCGAGUAGAAUCCGCAAUCCGUGCACGGACUGUGAAGCGCAUGAACUGCCCAUAGUGGAUCUUGUUACGGUUCGGCUUGCGCAGCUUGAUGACGAAUUUCAUGACCUGCGCAACAACAUACCUUGCUGGUGCGAACGAACCCUUGCGUCUCUGCAAGGGAUGAUCUGCUGGGAUGCAAAACAUGCACUUUUACUGGAAGAUUUGCAGCAUAUGGCCAUGCGGGUGGUGAUGCUGAACCACGCCUCUUACAAGCGUGUGGCACGUGAGUUGUUGGACAGCAGCGAGCAAGUGCUCGAGUGCACGACACGGAAAAUCCGUACAUCAUGUUGGGCAGAGCUUGAAGAGGUCGCGGUGACGGGACGUCUCCGCAUGAAUGGCCGCCUCAGAGCUUCAUUGCUGCUCAGCGCUAGCAUGCUGCGACUGGAUGUGCAGGAGCUGGAGUCUUUAAACAGUAUGGUUAAACAUCAAGUUGCAAGAUCGGGCAACAACAGGAUCACACUGGAGCUCCUAUCUUCAAGGGUGCUCACGCGGAAGCUGCUGGCAUUGCAUGCAGUCGGCUGGCGAUAUAAGGACGUGGUGCCGGUCGCGGCGGCGUUUGCCAAAUCUGCCUAUCUGCAGCACGGGCCGCACAAAAAGUAUUUGGCAGAUGAAGCACGAUGGCACACUUGCGGAGAAUCGCGUCUCACACCUGCUGAUCCUGCAGUAUACAACCCAGCUGCGAGACCCACCCCAGAACACUCAUGGGCCCUGAAGUACAAUGCAACUUUCAUGAAAGCAGUGAGGGCACACAACAAAGAUCACUCGGACACUUGGAUUGCACUGCUGGUGCCAACAAGUCUUUGCUGUGAUCAUCAACCAGCGGACGAAGCCGACGAAGCCGAGUUUGAACGUUGGAUAUGUUGUGGAGUGACUCGGUCACAGGCAAUGCUCUUCCGACAAGAACCAGGGGGUGCAACCUCCUCGUUUAUGCUCAGUGCGCAGCUCAUUGCGAAACUACACAGUCGUGUAGCUGAAAAGCGGCAUCACAACAUCCUGUACAUACAGGAGGUUUCCAUGCCAGGGGCUGUCGCUGCUGGGGCUGUGCAGGAAUUGUGUCGGCUACGUGCUCGGUACCAGCGGGCUGAAAGGACGGAUCCAUUGGAUGAUCAGGACUCAGGUGGCGACGGCGAUGACCGUGAUCCCGACGGCAUCGAUGACGACGCUGACAUGCUUGGGGACGACGUCGACGAGAAUAUGCCGGGGUCCCAAGGCCAGGAAACGAACCGCCUAGACAAUGAACAGCUCAUGCGUCUGUUGCUGGGGUUGGAUGACUUUGGUGACGAAGGGAACGACGAAGAUGACGUAGAUGACAUGGCUGAGCUGGAGGGCUUGAACGUGAAGAUCGCGGCAACAGCGGCAGACAUGAAGCUUCCCGGCAUGGGCACCAAGGUGGAAGGUCGCCAUGACGAGCUUCUUGCUGCUGAAGCAUCCAGUGUGUUGGCGCCAGUAGAUCAGGAGACCGAAGCCUUUCUGCAAGAGCUUUUUGUGAACGGGUUGGGCCAAACUUCCAUCAACGAGGACGAGGUGCAUUCCUCCAGCUUGCGACCGGAUGUCGUAACUGAUCAGGGUGAUCAAGCAUCAGGUGCGGCAACCCAGCCGCGGACUGUAGAUGAUGACGAUGCCAAAUCGUUCUGGCAGAAAUGGCAGGCUGCGAUGCGGAUGACCUGCGAAGCUCUACAACAUCGUGACAGAGAGUGCACGAGACCGUUGGGCGACAACAGCAUCCGGGCUGCCUAG
This is a messenger RNA of Symbiodinium sp. CCMP2592, 2802 nucleotides long. Lineage: Eukaryota; Dinophyceae; Suessiales; Symbiodiniaceae. The record is from the annotation of a GenBank genome assembly.